AUGGAAGAUUCCAAAACAGUAGAGACAAUCUCAUCAGACCAUGGCGAUAGUGUUGGGUUGAGCCAAAAUGCGUUGAAGCUCCUAUCCAAAAGGUUCGAGCACGUCUAUGAAGUGGAUCAAGUUAGGGGAAUAUACCUGAAGCCAUCUACUCUACGAGGCACGCCAACUAAGAAACUCGUGGAAUCUUCACCCGAGUGGGAUCCAUCAUGGGCAUCACUGGAUGACUAUCUGAAGAACGAACAAAAGGAACAACAAGCCAAGACGGAGACCCGUGAACAGCUGGCCUAUACUCGACUAGUCGGUAAAGACUUGAACAGUCUCCUUAAAAGGCACAAAAGACACCAGGAUAAUUGCAGCAAACAUACCAAAAUCCUGGAAAUCUUUGGGCCAGACACCACCUAUCACCCGAAUCAGCUCGUGGCACGACAGCAUUUGCCUAGAGAGGGAUUGUGUGACCAGGAGAUAAUGUAUAAGCUGGCAUGUAAAGUAUCCAACAUGCAGACCUUGGAAAAGUUUGGCUAUCUUAAGAUGGAUCCAUGGGACUUUAUACGGUGGAGAGUCAACAACCUCUUGACCCAUGAACUCCCACAUGCCGCAGCCAGGGGUACCACCAUUAUCAAAACGAUCGUUUCAAGGCUUGGAAGUCAUCAAGAGACAAAUUCCGGGUUUGUUGACCCCUACAUGAGAGAACUGGUACUAUUUGCAGCCAGGUUUGAGCAGCGCAGCAACUGCUACGGAUCAAGAAGAGCGAAGGCGGUUCGAGACCGCCCGACAGUUGAAGCGUUGUACCGAUUUAACUCACUUCCGACCAAACUAUUUAGAAGUUUGCCUAUAUGCACAUCAGUUCAAAAGCGUAAAACGGCCAGAGUUAUUGCUAAACAGUCAAAUGCUCCAAAGCGAAAGCAUCUAGCAUCAGGCACGGGUUACACUGGCGUAAAUAACUUCAGGAAACACCAGACUUCGACUCCAGGGAUUUGACUUGAAGGGCCACCGGUUGAAAUAUAACAAUGCGAAGCUCUCACUUGAUAUACGACGUAAUAUUUCACGUUGGAUGGGAUCCAUUUACUAUCAUUAUGGGAAUACCUUAUGCCUACUGGGUAGGGAUGGCACAAUCGGGACCCAACGGCAUCUUCCGACGACACGUACUUCACCGUUCUUCAAAUUUUAACUGACGAUGGGUUAUAGAUUGAUAUUGUAAUACUAUAUGGUUUAGCUUGUUCGGGUUGGUCGACGUUAGCCAUGCUCCAGAUGCAUUAUUCCAGCAGUUUGCUGGUGGUGGUGGUAGAGGAAGCACAUAUGAAGUUUACGCACUCCAGGUCAGUAGCUAGUAUGAAUUAUUAAAUAUACAGAUUUUUUUAGAACAAAUAUAUGAAAUGGCGCAUGGA
This is a messenger RNA of [Torrubiella] hemipterigena, 1385 nucleotides long. The record is from the annotation of a GenBank genome assembly. Lineage: Eukaryota; Fungi; Ascomycota; Sordariomycetes; Hypocreales; Clavicipitaceae.